Messenger RNA from Ruditapes philippinarum (Manila clam), 3696 nucleotides. Its product is annotated as tax1-binding protein 3 homolog. The transcript is spliced from 4 exons. The coding region runs from base 100 to 552 and encodes 150 amino acids. Lineage: Eukaryota; Metazoa; Mollusca; Bivalvia; Venerida; Veneridae. Gene Ontology annotation, molecular function: protein binding. The record is from RefSeq and is a predicted model, not a curated record.
AAAAUAUUUAGUCAAUACAAAAGAAAAUAUUUUAUUACUGAUGAUUUGUUAUCAAUAUUGAUAGUUAUUUAUUAGAGAUUAUUUACAGAAAAAGUAAACAUGGCUGGUCAUAAUGCAGGAGAUCCACUGGAAUGUUUUAGCAUUCCUAUUGUGUUACAUAAGGACCUAGAUCGUGAUGAUAAGGGUAAUCCUGUGAUAGGUCAGGAUGGUAAACAGAGAUAUAGAUGUGGGUUCAGGAUAGGAGGAGGGAUUGACCAGGAUAACACAAAAUCACCUCAAGGUUACCCUGAUAAGGGAAUCUAUGUGACCUACAUUCAUGACAGUGGGCCAGCUUCUAGAUGUGGUUUGCAAGUCCAUGAUAAACUAUUACAGGUAAAUGGUCAUGAUUUCACGGUUGUUACCCAUAAAAAAGCUGUAGAAUAUAUUCAACGGAAGCCUGUAUUAAAUAUGUUGGUAUACAGACGAGGGUUACCUCAGCCACAGAGACAGGAUGGUCAACAAACACAAUUCCAGUCAUUCUCCUCAACACCAGAAUAUUCUAUACAAGGAUAGGCAUCUCAACAUUCUCUAGGUUUUUACUUCAAUACUGGUGUUUUGUACGUGUUUUCUACUAAGAUAUCCUACAUAAACAGAAUUGCUGCAAUCUAACUAUUUGUGAGUCAACUGUUAUUAUUCUGCUACAAAGAAAUACAUUUGGAUCACCUCUGAAUUAUAUGUACAUGUUAUGUUUCAUAUUUAUAAAUGUCAUUUGACCAUUUGUCUAAGAAUCAAUAUCGGUGUUUAGUUUAAACAAUAUGUUUUGAUACAGUAGAAUGAAAUUAUCACUGUAGUGCAGUAAUAGGUUAAGUCUUUCUAAAUUUAAUAGGAGUUUACCAGUUAUUGCACUAAGGUUAUGAAAUAUGCUUUUAAAAGAGUUUUUACUACUGGCUGAAAACUUUAUUUGAAAUGGGUCUUAUAAACAACCUAUUUUCAGAUAAAAUUAUAUUUGCAAAAAUCAAUGAGGAGGUGAUAAUUGUUUCCUGUCUUGUGCAGCUUGACAUUUUGUAGACGGAGAAAAUGAAGCAUUUUUGUAAAAGUGCAUUUUUUUAUUUUAGAUACAUGUAUUAUGAACGAUUUUAUGUAUGAGUUUAAUGUAUUGAAUUAAUGUUUUAACAAGGUUCUAUAAAAUAAGGGUUAUUACUAAAUUAAUAUUUACUCAUUCUACUGUUUGUGCAUUUGCUUUCAAAUAAUGUGCAUUGGAGACCAGACAAGCUUUGUAUAACCUAUGAUAACAGAUUCUAAGCAAAUGAAUUUUCAUUAUGUAUACAUGGAUAAAAAUUGUUUUAAUAUUACUUAUUUGUUUAUAUAAACAUAUGUUAUUCUUAUCAUCAGUAGCUGUUCAUAAUGAAGUUAACAAAUGAUGUCAAUUUGACUUUUGAAUUUAUAAUGAAACAGUGUAUUAUAACUUUUUAUUUUGACUAUUAAAAUAAUCAACUUAGUUCAUACAAAUAUAGUUCAUAAAUUCAAUUAUGUACCUAAAGGCCCAUUAUGCCUCAGAAAUGCUUUUAUUUUCAUUUCUUAAAAGCUUUUUAUAUUUGGUGUACUUUUAAAGUCUCCAAAAAGUUAUUCUUUUGCCAAUUAUCAUAACCCUCUUUUUCCUCUGUUGAAUACAGCUAUAGUGAUGUAAUAUUUUGUAGGAGGUCUUAGUCAAAAUACUACUUUGUUGUCAUUUUGCUACUUUUAUGACAAAUAAUUUCAAAAUAAGCGCUACUUUUUUCAGGGAACAAGCAUCUAUCAUUCUGUAAAACCAUUAUUUAAACAUGAUAAUGCUCAUGUUUGCCCUUUCUAAAAUAGGAAAAAUUUAUAUGUGUCUUAGGCAUAAUGUGCCUUUAGUAGCAGAUAGAUAGAUGUAAUCAUGUUUGUAACAUUUUACUUAAUAGCCUGCUUGUUAUAGAGCUUUGUAUAGCCAGAAUAACAUGCUGAAUGAAAUAAAGGUAAAAUAAAUUAUUUAUAAAAAGUAUGAAUUAUUAAGUGACCAAAGUAAAAGAAUAUCAGUACAUGUAAUGUUAUAUACUGAAAAAUGUACAGAAAAGUACACAGGAUAAUACUGGUUUGCUUCCAAAUUAAAGAAAAAUAUUUGGUAGUGUGUAAAGUUACCAGUUUGACAUUCCAUUUUUCCAUCACAUUGGUUAAAGUAACAUUAUGCACAUCCAAGAGUAAAUGGCAGGUGUACAGGUCAAAGUAAAAAAAAACCUUUAGAUUUUGCCAUAGUUGCUUUGGAUUUUAUAGUCUAGUUCAUAAUGUAUAAUCAAUAAUCCAGUGACACUUAGAAAAUUCUAUAAAUAUCCUUUGAAAUGUACUGUAAAUAUUCAAUUAAAAAAAAAAAAACAAGUGGGGAAGUCUUAUGUUUAAGGCAGUUGUUAUAUUUUAUCCUUAAUAUUUUUCAUUAUCAAUUUUGCCAAAGACCAUAAUCUUUAGAAAUAUAUAGUCUAUUCAGCUUAACUUAAGAACAAGAGAAUGAGCAUAAUGUCACUUUAACCAUUUCUCAUAUUGUCUAAAUUAAUUGACAUAUGUUUCAAAUAUUUGGUAUAUUAUUUCUACUUUUCCUCCAGAGGUCAGAAAUGUUAGCUGCGUCAAACUGGCAUCAGGAGCAUCCAUUAGUUUGACAUAUUUUCGUUUAAAUUGUUUCUGUAGGGUAAUAUAAGUAGUAUUGUCAUUGGUUUCUUAUUUUACAAGUUUGUAUAUAAUUGUAAGCAUUACAGUAAGCACAACAUGAUUUGAUGCGGGAUGACUUUAAUUUUUUUCCAUUAAUUUCAGCAUUUUCAAAAUCUUUGGGUUUGAGAACACUUUCUUAAGAAAACAAAAUUGUUUUGUUUUUCACAGAGAAUGUGUUUGCGUUUUGAAUGAAUGAUAUUUAUGCAGGGCAUAUCACACUAGCAUUGUUCAUUAUGUGAUAUAUUUUACACAAAUAGUUUACAUGAAUAUUUUGUACUGUUUUGUUACAUAUUUUGUAGACCAAGUAUAUUUUUAUUUCUGUAAGGUUAGAUAACUGCAACGUUUUUGAAUCCUAUCAUGUUUGCAUAUCUGAGUUGUUUACCUUUGAUAUUGUUACUUACAUAAUUAUGUUAAAAGCAUUUACAUUUGUCAAAUAGGGUUAAUAUGUCAUACUAUUUUCUGUAUGAUUUUUUUUUUCAUUUAUGCAGGGCUCACACUGGCUUUAAAAGCAUUAUUAUGCUAUCCCGUAGGAAUCAAUUUUUACAUCUUGCAUAAAUAAACACUUGUAAAUGUUAUGAAAUAUUUGCCAGUUUCUGUAGCCAAAAUGGAAAAAUAUUCACCAAUUUUAUAAAAUUAUCACAAAAGGUGUCCAUGUGAACUGACAGCGUGAGCUCUGUGUAUUUAUAAACAUGAAAAAUGAUGAGGUUGUGCAUUUCUUUAAAGUUUUCAAGAUCUUCUUGGUUGAUGUGUCAAGCAUAUUUUGUGCCAUAUUAUAAUGACAAAUCAUCUGAAAUUUUUAUUAAUGUUGGAAAUGAAAUUGUCCACUUUGAUAACAAAAGAUGUACGUGUUUCAUUGAACCAAUGAUUCAUUGUAUGGUUCCUGUCAGGUAGACACAUUUAUAUUUAUUUAGUUGGUUGUAUACAUGGACAUGAAAAUACCUAACAUGUAUAUUUAAAUGUUGAAAGGUUAGUGAAUUAAGGAGUCUUCUAUUAGCCUCCAUU